ACCAAGAGAAUGUGUGUGUGGGUGCUGAGGGGUAGAAGUUGGGGGGCUGGAUCAACUGGACCAGUGGUGAGGGUGUUAGGACAGUGUCAGAUCAAAACUGGUAUUUGUAUACACUCCUCUUCCAUUUCUUUUUUCCUGCUGGUGUCUCUUCCCAUCUCUCUCCCCCUUCUCUCUUCAGCAGGUUGAGUUUUCCUCCCUCUCCUCCACUGUGUUUCAUUGGGGCUGGAAGGUGUGACUAUGAGAGCCAAUGUCUGGUGGUGUCACUGACCUGCAGCGCCACCUCCAGGCCAUGGAGCAAGAGAUGGGAGAUGGCGAGCAGCCGGACGAUCACCCACUGUACAAACUGCCUGAGCCUGGGCUGGACGGUGCUGUUCUCUGCAGCCCUGACUUCCAGCAGCCCCAGGAGCUGGAGCUCCAGGAGUCCCGAGGACACGCCCCCCCAGAAUGUACCAGCGCCCAACCUCAUGGAGCCCUGAGCAGCCUUGGGAGGCCCAGCCACUCUCUGCUGUGCGUGGAAGAGGAGAUCAAGAACCGGAAAAGACCCAGGCUCUCCAAUGGACCCCAGACCAGUCCCAGCCUUGUCUCUCACUUCCCUCGUGCGCUGAGCGGGCCACAGCCCCAGGGCCUGUCCCCCUUUGGACACGUCCUUCAGAGCAAUAGCCUGGAUCUCCACAGCAGAUGUCCCCAGGACGGGCUGCCACACACCAGGACUUUGGACAGUCCCAGAGCCGCGCAUUCUGGGGCCUCGGUGCUCUACAGGCCCAGCACAGAGCAGCUGGAGUCUCCAUCCCUGAAUUACGGACUCGAGGACGGCUGCCCAUGGAGCAGCCGAGCUCCCUCAGGAGGCAGCAGCAUUAGCAGCCGAGCGAGCAAGGUGACGGGUCUAUACGCUGAACUGGUUAAGGAGCUGGAGCUGCAGAUGUCCGAGCUGCGGAAUCUCCUCGCCUCUCGGGAAGAGGCCGCCAUGUGGCAGGAGAGGAGGAUCAAGGAGCUGGAGCUGGAGAAUCAGCAACUGAAGAGCCAGCUCCGGAACCUAGAGGAGCAGAACGACCUCCUCUCCAGCAGGAACGGGGCAGGGGCAGUGGCAGGCAGGACGGUGCUGGGGUCCGGAACCAGCGGUGUUGACAUCAACGAGAGCAACAUCCAGUUCCUGAAAGGCCUGGUGGGGCUGCUGGAGACCAACGCAGCAUUGCAGGCCAAUGGCCUCCAGCCAUUCACCUCUCCCACUGUGGGGGAGCAGAGGUGCACCCCAGCUGAAGUCCCAAAAAGCCCCCCGGUCUGGAGGAUGCGAGCUGGGGUCCCAAGCGGCUUCCCACCCUGGCUGAGCACAGAGGACGGCUCGGGGAGCCCCGUCACGCUCAGCGACGCCACCUGCUUAUGGGAGGAGAACAUACAAGACACGCUGCCCGAUGGCACCCCGGUGUGGGCGUCGCCCGUGGAGGAGAAUGGGAGGCCCAAGCUGGAGCUGAUCCCCAACUCGGGGGUCUACAUCACCCACCACCAGCUGGACGACCUCUCGCAGGUUUCUACUGACAAGCCCAAGCUGAUGACCAGGCGCCUGCUGGAUUACUUCUUCUCCCGGGAGACGCUCGCCAGGUCUUCGGCCACCGGCCAGCGCAUUGCCCACAACAACACGACCAUGGAGAAACCCAUCCGCCUGCCGGUCGCAGUGGUAAAUGCUAUCAAAGUUAAUCAGCCGCCCCCGCGCAGUUCCCAUGACGUAGGGAUUACCACCCAGUUUGGCAGCAAAGGAUUCAGACACAGAGGGUGAAGAGACCGCCGGGCUAAAUGCAAGAUCAGAUUGGAUGGGUGAUGCCGCAGGCCGCACAGCAAGUUAGUAGCACCUCUGGGAUGACAACCUGGGUCCCACAUGCUGCAGGGUCUUAGGGGUUUUGCAUGAUGGGAUCUGGCAGGAUUCACCUCAGUGGAUUCAUAAAAAGCCAGAACGACUCCGGUUUUUUGCUCCACUUCUCUGCCCUUCCCCCCCUCCUCCAGAGUACGUCACCAAAGUGUGCGGCAAGAGCUGCAACUUCAACGCCGUGAUCAACAGCAAGUGUGGCACCUCCCGGAGGGCGGUCAAGAAAAUGAUCAUCAAGAUGGAGUAGACGGCGCCUGGGCCGGGGCCUCCCAAACGUCCAACGGCGAACCGGCUCCGAAACCGCUCCUCAGAGGAUCCGUCGUCGCCCCCCACUCCAACAGACGCUGGGGUGCUGGCGGCCCAGGUCCCCUCCCACACAGCUGCUCUGGGGGUGAGCGCAGUGGAGAGAACGCGCCCCUCCUGGCGGACGUUACGGGGGCAGCAGUGGCCAUCCUGGGACAGUCAGUCCUAGCACGCAGACCUCGGUGCGUGCAUUCCUGGGGAGGGGUGACUUACGCCUUCGAAUGAAGAGUCUGGGAUCUGCCGCGCCUGGGGGAGAAGCGAGCUGGCGGGCGCGCUCUGCCGCCAUAGCUCUGACCUUCCGUUCUAACGAGUCCUUGAUCCCACCGGGGAUGCUGCACUCACCCAUGGGAAAGCUCUGGCCUCUUUCAAAACUUGUCAGCUCCAUUCUGGAAUCCCGGCGCCGCGACGCUGACCAUGAACGCUGCAGCUCUCUUCCCCCCGCCUCCGGGCAAGCGCUUCUCCCAGCGCAUCAGACUGGAAGAGGGACAGUGCCGGCAGUGGAACGGAGCCCAGGCUGCAGUCACAGCACUGGACUCUCUGGCCAGAGCAGGGGAACUUCUGCUUUGAAACGGUUCUUACCAGACUGUUUACCGGCCGGGCUGUAGAUAAACCCAGAGCCUUAAGUCUUUGGAGUGACGGGGUGGGAUUCAGUCUCCCUCCCAUCCAGCAAGGUCUGCUCUCAUGCGGAGACUCACGGCGUGGCUCAACUGGCAAUUUCUCUGCUCGCUGUAGGUGUAAGAAUUUAACUGGGGGCAGAACAUUUGUUUCCCCCUGUAAAGGAAGUUCCCAUAAAUACUCUAUUUCUUGUAAAUAAAAUAAUCUUUCCUCUCCUCCCAACUUCCCUAAUAAAGGCUGGAAUGGAACCGUG
This is a messenger RNA of Mauremys mutica (yellowpond turtle), 3029 nucleotides long. RefSeq lists its product as uncharacterized. NCBI's taxonomy places the organism in Eukaryota, Metazoa, Chordata, Testudines, Geoemydidae. The coding region runs from base 248 to 1771 and encodes 507 amino acids. Gene Ontology annotation, molecular function: DNA binding. The record is from RefSeq and is a predicted model, not a curated record. The transcript is spliced from 6 exons.